UAUCAAAAACCAUGGUUGUGUAUGCGUAUACACAACAAAACCUUUACUAAAUUUUUCCUUUUUUUUUGGUUUAAAACACUCUAAAUAUUCCUUUUCUCUCUUUCUUUUUCUUUCAAUUUUCCGGGAACUUCUAAGGAAUAUAUAGAUACAAUUGUAUAGAUACAACAAAACCGCCAUGGAUGAUGAUGUUGUUCAUCGGGUUUUACAAGAAGGUGGCCGUGAUUAUUAUCAACAAACCACUCCUUCUACUUCUUCUUCAUCCCCUUCUAUUCUUCAAUCUCUUCCCCUUCAUGCGUCUUUUGAUCGUGGGUAUUACUUAUUAGUAAAAUCGAUUCAAGAACUUCGAUCAAAAAAAGAGGGUAUUGUAGCUGUUGGCAUUGGUGGUCCUAGUGGUUCUGGUAAAUCAAGUCUGGCAGAAAAGGUGGCAUCAGUUAUUGGCUGCAUCGUUAUAUCAAUGGAAAACUACCGCACCGGAGCCGAUGAAGGGAAUGAUUUGAGUUCAAUAGAUUUUGAUCUUCUAGUUCAGAAUCUUCAGGAUUUGUUAAAGGGAAAAGAUAUAUUGAUACCGUUGUUUGAUUUCAAACAAAAAAGACGCAUUGGGACUCAAGAAAUUAAGAGUACCUCUUAUGGAGUGGUGAUAGUUGAUGGUACAUAUGCUCUUCAUGCAAGACUGCGCUCUCUGCUAGAUAUUCGUGUGGCAGUGGUUGGCGGUGUUCAUUUUAGUCUACUUUCUAAAGUGCAAUAUGAUAUCGGAGAUUCUUGUUCGUUAGACAAUCUAAUUGAUAGCAUCUUUCCCUUAUUUAGGAUGCAUAUUGAGCCAGACCUCCACCAUGCACAGAUCAGAAUUAAUAACAGUUUUGGUGCAUCUUUUAGAGAUUCAAUCUACAAAUUAAAAUGUAAAACUGAGUCAGAAAGUGAACAAUCAGUUCACUCCUUUUCCAAGAAGGAAGCACAUAUUGAUAAUUUCAUUGAGAUGUACUUAAGGCCUCCAUCUGCAAGGGAAGAAGCACACGUUAAUGAAUGGAUUAAGGUGCGCCAAAGUGGCAUCAGAUACUAUCUUUCACUUGGUGACCAAAGAAUCGUUGACAAACAUUUCAUUAUCCGACCAAAAGCUGAGUUUGAGGUUGGAAGAAUGACCCUUGGUGGUUUGCUGGCUUUGGGGUACAAAGUUGUUGUCAGUUAUAAACGGGCAUCCAAAUCAAUCGUUCAUGAAAAUCUUUCAAUUUCCCUCGAGACUAUAGAUACUCUUUCAGAAACAUACAUAGUUCUCAGGGGCAGAGAUAGGAAAAUGGUUGAAGCAGAGGCAUCAAGGCUGGGAAUUACUGGGCCAUGGAUCACUAGGUCUUAUCUUGAAAUGAUUCUUGACAGCCAAGGUGUUCCACGGCUCAAUACGCCACCUCCUAUGCCCAGCUUCUCUUCGGGCAUACAAAGAGAACCACCAAUUAUUGCUCCAAAGCCACUUCGUAUUCGUCCCGAGUUGGUCAACCGGGAUGAUGAUAUAUCUCAGCCAUGGACUCGAUCGCCUACCAAGUCCAAAGUGGAUCCCGUCUUAGCUCCAUGGCGGUUCAUCUCUUCCGAUGGUUCAGUUGUAGAUGGGACAUCCAUUGAUCCUUCCUCUUUCAGGGAUACACUGCAGCUUGCCCCAAUGCCUGAUUCUUUUGAUCUUGACCGCGGACUGCUUCUUGCUGUACAAGCAAUCCAGGCUUUGUUGGAGCACAAAGGACUACCAGUUAUAGUUGGCAUUGGAGGUCCAAGUGGGUCGGGAAAAACUAGUUUGGCUCAUAAAAUGGCAAAUAUCGUUGGCUGUGAAGUAAUUUCUCUUGAAAGCUAUUAUAAGCCUGAACAAUUAAAGGACUUCAAGUAUGACGAUUUCAGAUCACUUGAUCUAACUCUACUCACAAAGAAUAUUAGUGAUAUGAGAAGAGGUCGGAAAGUGAAAGUACCUGUAUUUGAUCUAGAGAGUGGUAUUCGUAGUGGCUUUAAAGAACUUGAAGUUUCUGAGGAUUGUGGAGUGGUGAUAAUUGAAGGUGUCUAUGCUUUACACCCAGAUAUCAGGAAGUCACUUGACCUCUGGGUUGCCGUAGUUGGAGGUGUUCAUUCGCACCUCAUUUCUCGAGUGCAAAGAGACAAAAGUAAAGCAGGGUGCUUUAUGUCCCAAAACGAGAUCAUGACAACCGUGUUUCCUAUGUUUCAGUUGCACAUUGAACCACACCUUGUCCAUGCGCAUUUGAAAAUACGUAACGAUUUUGAUCCAGUGUUUUCCCCCGAGAGCUCAUUAUUUGUGCUAAAAAGCAACAAGCAAGUGGCUUAUCAAGAUAUCUUGAAGUUACUUGAUCCUGCAAAGCUCUGCAGCUCGGCUCAGAAUUUUAUUGAUAUAUAUUUACGGCUUUCGGGAAUGCCACCUAAUGGGCAGCUAACUGAGAGCGACUGUAUGAGGGUGAGAAUAUGCGAGGGGAGGUUUGCGUUGCUGAUAAGGGAGCCUAUCAAAGAAGGGGAUUUCAUAAUUCAACCCAAGGUUGACUUUGACAUCAGCAGCAGUACCGUAUCUGGUCUUCUUAAUCUUGGGUAUCAAGCUGUAGCUUACAUCGAAGCAUCUGCAUAUAUCUACCAAGAUGGAAAGGUUCUUAUAGAGGUUGAUCAUCUAAAUGAUGUCCCUGGCCCCUAUGUACAAAUUAAAGGGGCAAACAAAGCGGUCGUGGUUGCUGCUGGUUCAAGACUUGAGUUGGAUGGUUCAUACACCACAAAGAGUUACCUUGAAAUAGUGCUGGAGAAAUUACCAGCAUCUGAUAGAAGUUCAAGUGGGAUGUAUGCUCAACAAGCUGCUCGGUUGCAAGAACUUGUAGACAAUAUCCAAUCUCAGGGUAGUAGUGCAUCCUCAGAGUCAUCACCAAGUAGGGAGGCUGUUUUACCCGUGGAAGGUGUGAUUGAAGAUAUGCAAUCAAGAAUCAAGAGACUUGAACGGUGGCAAGCAAUUAAUACUGUGCUAUGGACGUUUCUGAUGUCUGCUUUUGUUGGAUAUUCACUCUAUCAGAGGAAGCACCAGUAGUUACUAGUUUUCUGGUCAGGCACUUAUUCUUCAUGAACAUAUGAAGUUUAGACACAUUUCUGUUCACCUCAUAGAAUGAUAUUUAAAGUUAGCCCCUAGAAGCGUCAACUAACCACAUAGCAGCAACUUUUUUCUAACAAAAUGGUCAUAUUGAUGACUUGUAUCCUGGUUGUUGAAAGCUGUAUAUUACUUUGCAUUUGGUCAAUUCUUCUGGAAAAAAAUCUUUUUUAUUUUAUCUGUAUUUAAACAAGCAUACAAACUAAUAUUAUAUAUUAAUUUGAUACAUCUUUGCUCA
This is a messenger RNA of Erigeron canadensis, 3341 nucleotides long. RefSeq lists its product as uncharacterized. The transcript is spliced from 26 exons. Gene Ontology annotation, molecular function: ATP binding; ATP hydrolysis activity; kinase activity. The record is from RefSeq and is a predicted model, not a curated record. The coding region runs from base 176 to 3046 and encodes 956 amino acids. NCBI's taxonomy places the organism in Eukaryota, Viridiplantae, Streptophyta, Magnoliopsida, Asterales, Asteraceae. Gene Ontology annotation, cellular component: cytoplasm.